Molecule: messenger RNA, 5151 nt
Organism: Neogale vison (American mink)
Lineage: Eukaryota; Metazoa; Chordata; Mammalia; Carnivora; Mustelidae
Gene: SENP7
Product: SUMO specific peptidase 7
Exons: 24
Coding region: 299-3442 (1047 amino acids)
Biological process (GO): protein desumoylation
Cellular component (GO): cytoplasm; nucleus
Molecular function (GO): SUMO-specific endopeptidase activity
Source: RefSeq, a predicted model, not a curated record
AGCCUCACUUUCCCAUACGUGCACAAUAAUAAGAGAGACUGCUCAAAAAAAGUACUCGCGGUGGCAAGCCGCAGAGAAAACAAGUCCCAGGAAGUGAUUUCCGGGUGAGAUGGGAGGGGCGGUUGAUUUCCGGUCAGAAGGCAGGAGACGGCUCUUGCGCAAGCGCUGUUCGUACUUUCCUGGCUUUUUUUUUUUUUUUUUUUUUCCCCUUUCUUCUCCCCUCCCCCUCCCUCUCCCAGCCUGAGGGGUCUUGAGGUGACAGCGACUGCAACUGCGACUCCAGCAGGAGGAGGCGAAGAUGGACAAGGGGAAGGCCGGGCGACGUCGAUCUUCAUCCGAAAUUGUCACAGAAGGAAAAAGGAAAAAGUCUUCAUCUUCUGAGUUACAUAAGAUAACACAGAUGUUAAAUGCGAAACCAGAAGAUGUUCAUGUUCAGUCACCACUGUCCAAACUAAGAAGCUCAGAACACUGGGAUCUCCCUUUGCAGGAGUGGAAAAGAAGCCUAAGAAAUAAGGUCCUAUCUCUAGACCAUAAAAGUAGAAAAGGUGUCCGUGGACGUCCUGUCACUUCUAAAACAUCACCAGAAAGGCAACUCAAAGUUGUGUUGACGAAUGUCCUAUGGACGGAUUUAGGACGAAAAUUCAGAAAGACCCUACCUAGAAACGAUGCUAAUUUAUGUGAUGCCAACAAGGUGCAAUCAGACUCAUUGCCUUCGACAUCUGUUGACAGCCUAGAGACAUGUCAAAAAUUAGAACUUCUUCACCAAAGCCUUAAUUUAUCUAAAAGGAUACCCAGAGUUAUAUUGACGAAUGUCCUGGGAACGGAGUUAGGAAGAAAAUACAUAAAGACCUCAUCUGUAACUGAGGCCAGUUUGGGUGAUACAGACAACUUGCAAUCAGAGCAGCUUUCUUCAUCAUCUGAUGGCAGCCUAGAAUCUUGUCAAAAUCUAAAUCCUCACAAGAACUCCUUUUUAACUGAAAGGGGUUCCCAAUCAAGUAAGACAGUAGAUAAUAAUUAUGCAAAGCAGGCUUCACACACUAAAGAAAAGCAAAGAGACGAUGGCAUUUCUCUUGUAAUGUCUGAUGCUCAACCUAAAGAGCUCAGUAGUGGAAGUAGAGGUUGUGAUCAUCUUGAAGAUGGGAGCAGAAAUAAGGAUGAUACAUUUUCUGAUUCAAAAGUGGAACCUGCCCUGACUUCCAGGAAGAGAAAAAAAAGGCUUAGAAGUAAUUUGCCUGGUUCUCAUAAUUCUACUUCUGCUUUGUAUGAGUCAGCAGAACAGAUAAAAAUACAAGAAAAUGACUCAGCAGCAUCUGCUGAAUUUGAGAAGCCAAGUGAAAACUAUCAUCAAGACUCAAAAGUGCUUGAAGAAAUUACACCUGAACCUGUAGAAACGGAUAUUGCUAAACUAUCCUUACUUAAUAGUCAGGAGUUGGCUUUGAGUGCUGCUCCCAAAAGUACCUCUGACUGUUCAACCACUGAAACUUUUGAGAGCUCUAUUUCCACUGAUACUUUGGGGAAUUCUACCCUGCUUGAGAAGGAUGAGUUGAAUGCAAUAGAAAAGUCCGUUUUAAGUGAACACAGUGAGGGGAACCAAUCUCUGAUAUCAGUUGAACCAAUUGUUGUUUCCAGUGAUGAAGAAGGACCUGUUGAACAUAAAAGUUCAGAAAUUCUCAAAUUACAACCUAAGCAAGACCAUGUCAUCACUAAUGAAAAUAAUACUUCUGAAUCAGCAUUGUCAGAACUUCCAUUGAUUACAUGUGAAUCUGUACAGGCUUCAUCUGAAUUAUGUCCAUAUAAUCCUGUCAUGGAAAACAUCUCCUGUAUUAUACCUAGUAAUGAGAUGGACCUGCAACUGGAUUUUAUAUUUACUUCUGUUUAUAUUGGUAAAAUAAAAGGAGCUUCUAAAGGUUGUGUUACAUUCACGACAAAGUAUGUUAAGAUCCCAUUUCAAGUAUCCUUGAAUGAGGUUUCAUUGCUAGUGGAUGCCACACAUUUAAAGAGGUUUGGGUUAUGGAAAAAUAAGGACGAUGAUCACAGUAAAAGGAGUCAUGCUAUCCUUUUCCUCUGGGUCUCUGCAAAUUAUCUUCAAGAGAUUCAGACCCAGCUAGAAAACUCCAUAUUAAGCCAGCAAUCAAAAUCCAGUGAAUUCAUUUUCCUUGAGCUACACAGUCCUAUUUCACAAAGAGAAGAAUUGAAAUUGAAAGAUAUUAUGACAGAAAUAAGUACAACCAAUGGAGAAUUAGAGCUUUCUUAUCCAUUAUCUUGGGUUCAGGCACUUCCUUUGUUUCAGAACCUCUCUUCAAAAGAAAGUUCUUUUAUUCAUUAUUAUUGUGCUUCAACUUGCUCUUUUCCUGCUGUUGCUGCUGAAGAAAUGAAGAGGAAAUCAGUAUCUCAGCCUUCAAAUACAGAUACAGCCAAGCCUACUUACACCUUCCUGCAGAAGCAAAGUAGUGGUUGCUACUCACUUUCUAUUACAUCUAAUCCAGAUGAAGAAUGGCGAGAAGUCAGGCACACUGGGCCUGUUCAGAAGUUGAUUGUAUAUCCUCCACCACCUACAAAAGGGGGAUUAGGAGUAACUAAUGAAGAUCUGGAGUGCUUAGAAGAAGGAGAGUUUCUUAAUGAUGUAAUCAUUGAUUUCUACCUUAAGUAUCUUUUAUUGGAGAAGGCAUCAGAUGAACUUGUUGAACGAAGUCACAUUUUUAGUAGCUUUUUCUAUAAAUGCUUGACAAGAAAGGAAAACAAUUUAACAGAAGACAAUCCAAAUCUUUCAAUGGCACAGAGAAGACAUAAAAGAGUAAGAACAUGGACUCGUCACAUAAACAUCUUUAACAAAGAUUACAUUUUUGUGCCUGUAAAUGAGUCAUCUCACUGGUACCUUGCAGUCAUUUGCUUUCCAUGGUUAGAAGAAGCUAUAUAUGAAGAUUUUCCACAAACAUUAUCCGAGCACUCCCAAGUUCAGCAGUCUCAACAUGACAACAAAACAACAGAUAAUGAUCUACAUACUGCUUCAACACUGUCUUUGGGCACAGAAGAUUCCCAAAGUACAGAGACAAAUCCAUCAGUACCAAAGAAAAUGUGUAAAAGGCCAUGCAUUCUCAUACUAGAUUCCUUGAAAGCUGCUUCUAUACAAAACACAGUUCAGAAUUUACGAGAGUAUUUAGAGGUAGAAUGGGAAGUUAAACGAAAAACUCAUCGUGAAUUCAGCAAAACAAACAUGGUGGAUCUAUGCCCUAAAGUUCCUAAACAAGAUAAUAGCAGUGAUUGUGGAGUAUAUUUACUGCAAUAUGUGGAGAGCUUUUUUAAGGAUCCUAUUGUUAAUUUUGAACUUCCAAUUCAUUUGGAGAAAUGGUUUCCUCGUCAUGUAAUAAAGACCAAGCGGGAAGAUAUUCGAGAGCUCAUUUUGAAACUUCAUUUACAGCAACAGAAGGGCAGCAGUAGCUAGUUAAUCUGUACAAACAUGACACAGAUGUUCUAUAAGAUUACUGGAAAGCCGCUUAUCAGCAUUUGUGUUAGUCAGCUCACAGAGAAGAAAAUAACUUGUGGUAGUUUUAUAAGUCAUUGAACAGUAUCUAAAAUAUAUAAGAUAUAUUAUUAGAUUGUUGAGAUCUCAUAGAUGCAGUGGAAAAUGGGGGUGGUAUAGAUAAACUUACUAGAUAGAAAUUAAAAUUUCAUAAAUAUUUGAUAUUUUUCUGAUUAAAUGUUUCUGAUUAUGCAAUAGCAUAUGUAAAUGUGGGAAUGUUUUUGUAGAUAAUAAACCUAUGUGAUCUGUACUUCCAUAUAACUGGGAGUUGAGGGGAGUUAGGUCCUCCCUGGUGCCAGCCCCAGUGCUUGUCAAGUUUGUUGGCAAGUCACAUUAUAUUGUAAUUCUCUUCUUUGCAGCUCAAGCAUGCAGUAUGAAUACUGUGUAUUUUUUUAAAGAAGAAUUUAGUAUUAAGGCUUCAGAAAAUGCCAUUUACGGCAUCCCUUCUGUAUCGUGUAAAAGAAGACACAAUGUUAGGAAGAUGAUAAAAAUUGACUCUUUCAAAGCGCAGCUUAUUUUUCUCAGUUGCUGAAUGGAACCGUUACUCUGCUGUAAAUUGUUAUAUGUUUUCUUUUUCUUUUGAUGUCGUAUGUGGGGAUCUGAGAAUUUAGUUCAUUCAUUCAGAAUGAAAUUUGGAACAAAAAAUUUUAACUGUCCAAAACAGAUUUAUAAAAAUUACAUAUGUAGCUCAAUUAGUUUAUUUGAGGUAUAGCUUUAUCAAUAUUGACUUCUAUCCUAUUCUGAUAUCUUAGAAUGUAUGUAUACAGUUUCUGUAAGUGUAGAAGAUAAAAUUGGUGUCCUCAUAACUUUAAUUAAAAAUACCCUCAAAAUCUUAUUUAUUAAUUGUUAGAACUAAAUAUAUAAUUUUAUAACUCUUUACCCAGUAUUCAUCUGCAAAAGCCAGAUUGCUAGAAUUGCUUUUAUAUUUUUAAAUUGUAGUUUUUAGAGAUCUAUGAUCCCCAUGGAGCUUAAGUUUUUAUUGAAUAUUCAGGUAACAGUUUUGAAUUCAUGUGAUGAUGGUGGUAUUACAUGGUUAAAGACUUCACAAGCUUUUGAUGUUAUCAGGAAAAUUUUGAGGGGACAAUGAUACUGUAUUUUCUCAGAUAAGAAACAUGUUUUCUAAGAGUUAUUUUGAUCUUCUGUUUUAAGCAUCUCUUGGAUUUAUAUUGUUAACUGUAUAUAAAGCAGUGAAGCAAAGGCAAUUUAAGAUAAAGCUAAAAGUUGGAACAUUUUAUUUCAAAAUCAUGUGUAUUUGAAUUUGUCAGUUAAUCCUCAGUGUUUUUGAGUUUUUGUUAAUCUUGUCAUCAUCUUUAUAUUGUUAAAGAUAUUUAUCUUUUGGAGAUUUCUUAUAAAGAUGGUUAUAAUUACAUGUUUUCAUUCCCAACUUGUAUGUGUAUGGGAGGGGACUUUUUAAAAAGACUAUUAAUUAUUUCAUACAUCUAAUUUUGGGAAAGCAAGUAUGUAAUACAUCUUCUUGUGACUUCUUAACUUUUUGUUUGUAUGUUUUUCAAAGGUACCACUGUCCUUUAUCAUGUUUUGAAGAUUGUUUAAAAUUCAUUUUCCUAAAUUCAUGUGGAAAUGAUGUGUUGAUUAUCCACAUUUUAUAUUAAACACGUUUCCAAUUCAUUAAA